AUGGGAGCCAGUCAGUUGAGAUCCAUCAUAUUCCUAGAUAUGAUAGUUCGAAUGUUGAACUACGCAGGUGUUCAAGUUUGUGCAAAGAGUCAAGUUGGAGAUAGCGGAGAUAGGAUUUGGGAUGUUGAUGGAGCACCUGAUUUGGGGUUGGCUGAGCCGCUGCCUACAGGAGAUCUGGAGGCAUAUGGCGCAGCACAGGCCAAAUGCAUUGACGAUGUUAAUGGCUUCAGAAGCAGAGCCAAAGGUGCUCUAAAUCGUCUCAAUGACAAGGAUUCAAAGUAUUCACAUGCAUAUUCAAUAAUCUGCAGUAUGAGCCGAGCAGAGUACAAGCAAAUCUAUGAGCGGCUCGGCGUGUUGUCUCCGGAUGAAACGUGUGUCAGCACUUAUGAUAAGCACAUUCAAGAUGUGGUUAAGGAUCUGACUGCGAAGGCGUUAAUCCAGAAGUCAACUGUGACAACAGGUAAUCAAGUUAUCUGUGGUGAAGACAAAGGGAUCGAAGUAAUAAUCAUGACCAGUGACGGGGCCUACAGUAUACAUGCGACUUUACUAACAGCUCUUGUCAACCAUCUGAAGGAGAAAAAAGAUGCGUGGAUAGUUUACGUGACCGAUGCUGGUGAAGCGAGAAUUUUCAAAUGUUACUUGAUGCUGCUAAGCAAGCAACUUCUGAUCGCGAUGUUGAUGAUUCCAAGCCUAAGAUUACACAUAUGGGGCUGGGUGAUUUUGUUGCUGGAGAUUAUAAUUCUUCGACUGGAGUGA
This is a messenger RNA of Papaver somniferum (opium poppy), 756 nucleotides long. Its product is annotated as arginine--tRNA ligase, chloroplastic/mitochondrial-like. NCBI's taxonomy places the organism in Eukaryota, Viridiplantae, Streptophyta, Magnoliopsida, Ranunculales, Papaveraceae. The record is from RefSeq and is a predicted model, not a curated record. The transcript is spliced from 5 exons. Gene Ontology annotation, biological process: arginyl-tRNA aminoacylation. Gene Ontology annotation, molecular function: arginine-tRNA ligase activity; ATP binding. Bases 1 to 756 code for a protein of 251 amino acids.